AUGGCUGACAAAAUUAGGUACACUUUAGAAAAGUUUAUUCCUGAUCUCCUGGCUCUCUAAAAAAAACAGUCAAGAGACAUCCUCCACAAAAGGGAAGAAUUCGAAUACAUGUUAUAGCGUAGAACACACAAUCUAAGCAAUUACAUGUAAUUACUCGACUAUGAAUACGGGUUGGAAAGACUCAGAAGACAACGAAAUAAGGAACGUUAAAUAAAGAAGGUUACUACUAGGGAUUAUGCCAUUGUGAAAAGAAUAAUUUAUAUUUGGGAUAGGAUCAUGAAUAAAUAUCGCUACAAUAUCGAUUUGUGGAAACAAUAUUUGAGUUUUUGUUAUAUCAUUGAAUCCAAAAAACACUUCUUUAAAGUUAUAACAAAAGCCUUGAAUUUCAAUCCAUUCAAUACUGAUCUAUGGUUGGCAGGUGCUCUCUUUGAAUUAGAAAAAGCUCACAAUCCAAUUAAAGCAAGGAAAAUAUUUUACCAGGCCUUAAGAAUUAACAAUAAAAAUAUCGAUCUAUGGGGAAGUUAUUUAGAUUUUGAAUUGAAUUGA
Paramecium tetraurelia is the source of this 546-nucleotide messenger RNA. RefSeq lists its product as uncharacterized. Lineage: Eukaryota; Ciliophora; Oligohymenophorea; Peniculida; Parameciidae. Gene Ontology annotation, cellular component: small-subunit processome; Pwp2p-containing subcomplex of 90S preribosome. The record is from RefSeq and is a predicted model, not a curated record. Gene Ontology annotation, biological process: maturation of SSU-rRNA from tricistronic rRNA transcript (SSU-rRNA, 5.8S rRNA, LSU-rRNA). The transcript is spliced from 2 exons. Gene Ontology annotation, molecular function: protein binding; snoRNA binding.